CGCUACUACUUCUGCUUACAACCUACUCUAAAAUUCAAUCUUUAGAGACCAAUACAAACCCCUCGCAUCUGCUGUUACAAUGCCAACUCUCAAUAAACGCAACUUCCCACCCCUCCCUUCGCAAAGGACCAAGCGCCAGCGCCAGAGAACGACAUCAAAUCGUGAAGAUAGGUCUAAGAAUGUUGGUUCAACCGCCACGAUUGAUGACCUCCCUGAUGAACUGAUCCUGGACAUCCUGGACUGGCUGCCCGACAUCGCCACAUCAGGAAUAUCUCGUGUGCAGCCAACGCAGAUACGGACUGUGGUUCUACCAACACUCGCAAGUAUAUCGUUGACAAAUCAUCGCUUCCAUCGGAUAGUCAAAGACAAGCUAUACAUGACAUACCACAGUUGCUUCUGUGAGCCGUACCUGUUCCUGCGGACAAUGAUCACCAACCCUGAACUUGCAGUAUUAGUUCGGAGAGUGGAAUUCGAUAUUCUGGUACCUCUAGACGAAGACGAAGACAGGGAACAGUAUGCUGCGACCGCAAAAGACAAGAAAACAAUCAAAGAGGGCAUCAAAGCGCUCAACAUACCCAAUUGGAAGGAUUGGGCGACUGACUGUAAUUCCGCUGGAGACAGUCGUGAGGCCUUGCAAACCGCAAUUAUGAUGCAUACACCAAACAUCGAUUUUCUAAGAGUUGCUGGAAGUAUUGAUCGACAAUCUCCCCCAAGAUGGACCGGUCUCAUCCGGCAGGCAACAAGCGGAAACUCUUUUGGGAAUACGCACAAGUUCCGACAUGUACGUUCAGUCCGAGUAGCUGCAUGUGUCUCCACCAUACAACAGCUUGCACCGCUAUUUUUAUUGCAGUCGCUGCGAGAGCUUUACCUGAAUCGAAUGGUUGAUUCCUACCAAGUUAGAGGAACCUCAAUGCUACAGCGCCUAAUUCCACCUCUUUGUAACAAUCUGGAGACCCUUAAUCUGGAGGAUAGUUUUUUACACACGGACGAAUUAGGAGUUCUAGUUGCAUCUUCCAGGGGGUUGAAGUCAUUCAAGUACGACCUAACAGUGAGCUAUUUCGGGUAUGGUGUAGAAACAGUUGUCGAGCUAGGCCCAACGACACUGAUCACCGUUCUUGAACGUCAAAAGAGCACACUUGAGAGCCUUCAAUUUCGUCAUGAUGCUACAGACGGAGAGGUCUACGAUUUUGCUAAUCUUCGGGGCAGCCUCAAAGGUUUUGCCGUGUUGAGACAGCUCAGCUGUCCACUCAACGUAAUCUUCGAUUCGCAACUAAAAUCGCCCUCUGCCCUAAUCGAGACCCUGCCAUCAUCCAUAGUCGAUUUUCACGUGUUCGACAGCGACUACAAACCAGAUGAAAGAUUUAUCAACGCUUUGGAGCAUUUAGCCAUGUAUGGUCACGUUGAUGUGCCUCUUCUGAAGGAGGUCCGAGUUCAAGGCGCCAUGUGGGCCACGCGUGACAAGAAACGUCUCUUUGCCCUGUUUGUGGAAGCUGGCAUUGCCUUUUCUGUUAUGGACGACGAGUCCAGUGACAUUUGGGGAGACAAUUCGACAGAUUCAACGCAGUCGUCAGAUGAAGUCGACUUAUAUAGCGACGACGAUGACGACGACGACGGCUCGAACAUGGAGUUGGUACAAUUCUAACCAGUUCGACGAUGGCGUCACUUACAGUCAAUUUACGAGGCGCCCGAACAAGUAUCAGACUAUGUUCUGAGCAUUUCAAGCAAGGAGAGCACUGAUUUUCGGGGGAAGCUUAGUAAUAUAAGAUAUUCGCCGAUUAAUUCUUCGAAAUUGCCGUGAGUGUGUAUGUUCACUGCCCAUCCGAAGGUCCACAAUAUACCCAACGGCUCGCCCGUCGACCGACGACUGGUGGGGGGCGGUUGUCGAGGGAAGUGAUGCGCGAGAAUGGAUACGUAGGAUUUCGUGAUAGAAAGUUUGGUAGUGUGCAAGAGGUUUGAC
Messenger RNA from Dothidotthia symphoricarpi CBS 119687, 1957 nucleotides. RefSeq lists its product as uncharacterized. The record is from RefSeq and is a predicted model, not a curated record. Lineage: Eukaryota; Fungi; Ascomycota; Dothideomycetes; Pleosporales; Dothidotthiaceae. The coding region runs from base 80 to 1642 and encodes 520 amino acids. The transcript has a single exon.